Molecule: messenger RNA, 1355 nt
Organism: Hyaena hyaena (striped hyena)
Lineage: Eukaryota; Metazoa; Chordata; Mammalia; Carnivora; Hyaenidae
Gene: SDR39U1
Product: short chain dehydrogenase/reductase family 39U member 1
Exons: 6
Coding region: 46-1029 (327 amino acids)
Source: RefSeq, a predicted model, not a curated record
CAGUCCUGCCCACCCCGCUAUUGGAGCGCGCUUCUUGAAAGACGCAUGCGCACAAAGGCCCCUUCCAAGACUGGGAGGUCGCUUCCAAGAUUGGGGGUUCCCCCCUCAACUCUUGCGCUGGUCGCUAUGCGGGUGCUUGUGGGUGGCGGGACAGGCUUCAUUGGGACAGCCCUAACCCAGCUUCUGAAAGCCAGGGGCCACGAAGUGACACUGGUAUCCCGAAAGCCCGGGCCCGGUCGGAUCACCUGGCAUUGUUUUCUCCAACAGGAUGAACUCGCUAAGUCGGGGCUGCCCGGUUGCGAUGCGGCUGUCAACUUAGCAGGAGAGAACAUCCUCAACCCUCUCCGAAGGUGGAAUGAAUCCUUCCAGAAAGAGGUUCUCAGCAGCCGCUUAGAGACCACCAAGAUACUGGCCAAAGCCAUCAUCAAGGCCUCACAACCCCCCAAGGCCUGGGUCUUAGUCACUGGUGUAGCUUACUACCAGCCCAGCCCGACUGCGGAGUAUGAUGAGGACAGCCCAGGAGGGGAUUUUGACUUUUUCUCCAACCUGGUAACCAAAUGGGAAGCUGCAGCCAGGCUUCCUGGAGAGUCGACACGCCAGGUGGUGGUGCGUUCCGGGGUUGUGCUGGGCCGCGGGGGCGGUGCCAUCGGUCAAAUGCUGCUGCCCUUCCGCCUGGGCCUGGGGGGCCCCAUUGGCUCGGGCCACCAAUUCUUCCCCUGGAUUCACAUCGGGGACCUGGCAGGAAUCCUGGUCCAUGCCCUUGAAGCAAGCCACGUGCAGGGGGUCCUGAAUGGAGUGGCUCCGGCUCCCACCACCACAAAUGCUGAGUUUGCCAAGGCUUUGGGCGCGGCCCUAGGCCGCCCAGCCUUCAUCCCUCUCCCCAGCAUGGUGGUGCAAGCUGUCUUUGGGCGAGAGCGUGCCAUCAUGCUGCUGGAGGGCCAGAAGGUGGUCCCACGGCGGACACUGGCCGCUGGCUACCAGUAUUCCUUCCCAGAGCUAGGGGUCGCCUUGAAGGAAGUCGUGGCCUGAGCAGGGAGGCCCCAGGCAGGGCCUGAGUCUUGUCCCUCGAGAGGCUCCCUGGUUGGAGACUGUGAGUAGACCCAGGUACUCCACUGAGACCUUAGGGAUUCCUCUCCCUGCCUGCCUCAUUGUUCUGUUGCUCCACCUUACUUAACUGAGAGACUGGCUACUGGCUCAAGGUUGCAGUCUCAUCAAGUUGGGUCCUUAACCUCUUCAACUCCUUGCACAAGAAUUUCCUAGUUUGGUCUCCCUAUGUGUCCCAUGGCUGUCCCAGCUACCCUUUAUGUUGUGUAGAGAAUUCUCUGCGAUCGAGGCAAUAAAGAUAAAUUAUCUCA